This is a messenger RNA of Neopsephotus bourkii (Bourke's parrot), 5000 nucleotides long. RefSeq names its product EPH receptor B2 (gene EPHB2). NCBI's taxonomy places the organism in Eukaryota, Metazoa, Chordata, Aves, Psittaciformes, Psittacidae. The coding region runs from base 108 to 3143 and encodes 1011 amino acids. Gene Ontology annotation, molecular function: transmembrane-ephrin receptor activity; protein binding; ATP binding. Gene Ontology annotation, biological process: cell surface receptor protein tyrosine kinase signaling pathway; axon guidance; protein phosphorylation. The transcript is spliced from 16 exons. Gene Ontology annotation, cellular component: neuron projection; plasma membrane. The record is from RefSeq and is a predicted model, not a curated record.
CGUGCCCGCGCCGGCGGCGGCCCCAGCCCCAGCGAGGGGCUCGGCUCGGCUCCGCCGCUCCCCCCCCCCAACGCCGCCUCCAUGGAGCGCCGGCCGCGCCGCCUCUGAUGCCCGGCCCGGCGCGCACCAUGGGGCCGCUGUGGCUCUGCUGCCUGCCCCUCGCCCUCCUGCCGCUGCUCGCCGCCGUGGAAGAGACGCUGAUGGACUCCACAACAGCAACGGCGGAGCUGGGCUGGACGGUGCAUCCUCCAUCAGGGUGGGAAGAGGUGAGCGGGUACGACGAGAACAUGAACACAAUUCGCACCUACCAGGUGUGCAACGUCUUUGAAUCCAGCCAGAACAACUGGCUCCGUACCAAGUACAUCCGGAGGCGAGGAGCACAUCGCAUCCACGUGGAGAUGAAAUUUUCUGUCCGGGACUGCAGCAGCAUCCCUAACGUCCCAGGCUCCUGUAAGGAGACUUUUAACCUCUACUACUUCGAGUCGGACUUUGACUCAGCCACCAAGACUUUUCCUAACUGGAUGGAGAAUCCUUGGAUGAAAGUGGACACGAUUGCUGCCGAUGAGAGCUUCUCGCAGGUGGACUUAGGUGGGCGGGUGAUGAAGAUUAACACCGAGGUGCGCAGUUUUGGGCCUGUCUCCAAGAAUGGUUUCUACCUGGCCUUCCAGGACUAUGGGGGCUGCAUGUCCUUGAUUGCCGUCCGUGUCUUCUACCGCAAGUGUCCUCGUGUGAUCCAGAAUGGGGCCGUCUUCCAGGAAACCCUCUCAGGAGCGGAGAGCACCUCGCUGGUGGCAGCCCGGGGGACGUGCAUCGCCAAUGCAGAGGAGGUGGAUGUGCCCAUCAAGCUGUACUGCAACGGUGACGGCGAGUGGCUGGUGCCCAUCGGCCGCUGCAUGUGCCGGGCAGGCUACGAGUCAGUGGAAAACGGGACUGUCUGCAGAGGCUGCCCAUCGGGGACGUUUAAGGCCAGCCAAGGCGAUGAAGGGUGCGUCCAUUGCCCCAUUAACAGCCGGACAACUUCAGAAGGGGCCACAAACUGCGUGUGCCGAAAUGGAUAUUACCGGGCAGAUGCCGAUCCUAUCGACAUGCCGUGCACCACUAUCCCAUCUGCCCCCCAGGCCGUCAUCUCCAGUGUGAACGAGACAUCUCUGAUGCUGGAGUGGACCCCACCACGAGACUCGGGGGGCCGGGAGGACCUGGUCUACAACAUCAUCUGCAAGAGCUGCGGCUCUGGCCGUGGGGCAUGCACACGCUGUGGGGACAACGUGCAGUUCGCCCCACGCCAGCUGGGCCUGACGGAGCCCCGCAUCUACAUCAGUGACCUGCUGGCCCAUACCCAGUACACCUUCGAGAUCCAGGCAGUGAAUGGUGUCACCGACCAGAGCCCUUUCUCCCCGCAGUUUGCAUCGGUGAACAUCACCACCAACCAGGCUGCUCCUUCAGCUGUGUCCAUCAUGCACCAGGUCAGCCGCACCGUGGACAGCAUUACCCUCUCAUGGUCUCAGCCUGACCAACCCAAUGGAGUCAUCCUGGAUUAUGAGCUGCAAUACUAUGAGAAGGAUCUGAGCGAGUUAAAUUCAACAACAGUGAAGAGCCCCACCAACACUGUGGCAGUGCAAAACCUCAAAGCUGGCACCAUCUACGUCUUCCAAGUGCGGGCACGUACUGUGGCUGGGUAUGGCCGGUAUAGUGGCAAGAUGUAUUUCCAGACUAUGACUGAAGCUGAAUACCAGACCAGUGUCCAGGAGAAACUGCCGCUCAUCAUCGGCUCCUCUGCGGCAGGACUGGUGUUCCUCAUUGCUGUGGUCGUCAUCAUUAUUGUAUGCAACAGAAGACGGGGCUUUGAGCGUGCAGACUCUGAGUACACCGACAAGCUGCAGCACUAUACCAGUGGCCACAGUACGUACUGCGGCCCCCCGCCAGGCCUGGGGGUCCGCUCUCUCUUCGUGACUCCAGGGAUGAAGAUCUAUAUCGAUCCGUUCACCUACGAAGAUCCCAAUGAGGCUGUCAGGGAAUUUGCAAAAGAAAUCGAUAUCUCUUGUGUCAAAAUUGAGCAGGUGAUUGGGGCAGGGGAGUUUGGUGAGGUGUGCAGUGGGCAUCUCAAGCUUCCUGGUAAAAGAGAGAUCUUUGUGGCCAUCAAGACCCUGAAGUCUGGUUACACGGAGAAGCAGAGACGGGACUUCUUGAGCGAAGCCAGCAUCAUGGGGCAGUUUGACCACCCCAAUGUCAUCCACCUGGAGGGAGUAGUGACCAAGAGCUCCCCAGUCAUGAUCAUUACUGAGUUCAUGGAGAACGGCUCACUGGACUCCUUCUUACGGCAAAACGAUGGGCAGUUCACAGUGAUCCAGCUGGUGGGCAUGCUGCGGGGCAUCGCCGCAGGCAUGAAGUACCUGGCCGAUAUGAACUACGUGCACCGGGACCUGGCUGCCCGCAACAUCCUGGUGAACAGCAACCUGGUCUGCAAAGUGUCUGACUUUGGCCUCUCUCGGUUUCUGGAGGAUGACACCUCUGAUCCUACCUAUACCAGUGCACUGGGUGGGAAGAUCCCCAUACGAUGGACAGCACCUGAGGCAAUUCAGUACCGAAAAUUCACAUCGGCCAGUGAUGUGUGGAGCUAUGGAAUAGUCAUGUGGGAGGUGAUGUCGUAUGGCGAGCGGCCUUACUGGGAUAUGACCAAUCAAGAUGUGAUAAAUGCUAUUGAGCAGGACUAUCGGCUACCACCACCUAUGGAUUGUCCGAAUGCCCUGCACCAGCUAAUGCUUGACUGUUGGCAGAAAGAUCGAAACCACAGACCCAAAUUUGGGCAAAUUGUCAACACCUUAGAUAAAAUGAUCCGAAAUCCUAACAGCCUGAAAGCCAUGGCACCUCUUUCCUCUGGGAUGAACCUCCCCCUACUUGACCGCACAAUCCCAGAUUAUACCAGCUUCAACACUGUGGAUGAAUGGCUGGAUGCCAUCAAGAUGAGCCAGUACAAGGAGAGCUUUGCCAGUGCUGGCUUCACCACCUUUGACAUAGUAUCUCAGAUGACUGUAGAGGACAUUCUGCGAGUUGGGGUCACUUUAGCAGGACAUCAGAAGAAAAUCCUUAACAGUAUCCAGGUGAUGAGAGCACAGAUGAACCAAAUUCAGUCUGUGGAGGUCUGAUAGCAACGCGUCCUCCUACUCCUCUUCCUUGAGGCCCUACUCCCCUUUGCCCUUGUAUGUCCGAACUACAGUUCUUGAGUGUUCUACGUGGACCAGAGACAGGCAGCUGCUCUGAGGAUCAUGGCAACAGGAAGAAAUGCCCUGCCAUCAGCAAUGGGAAGUCACCAAGAGCUUCUAGAAUUUAAGCAAUGGAAAAAGGGAACAAAAAAAGACAACUGUUUUGAAAAAAAAAAAAAAAACAGAAAAACAAAAAAAAAGAACAAAACCACAAACUAUGAAAUAUUUUUAAAUAAUAAUAAAGCAAUUGUGUUCUUGAAAAGGGCUCCAAGACCAAUGGGAGUCUCCAAAGGAAGAGAAGAGAGCAGCUUCAUCUGUUUCCUCUUGCACAAGGCUGCUGCAGCUGGGCCCAGCACCUCUGGAGCAAUGAGACUUCUUCAAGAAGAUGAAUGCAAAGCAAGGUCCCAAGAAGCACUUCUCUUUCUCACAUGGGCUGGUGGCUCUGGGAAUGGCAUGCGGUCAGCGGUCCUUCCCUAAAGCCCCUGUUAGCAAAUCAAAGGGGAGAGAGAGCUGAAGCUCUUUGGUGCUGUGGAGCCAAGUGCAUCUCAGAAAUGGGUGGACUUCUUAAAAGAUGAAGACUUUUUCUAAAAAAUAAAAAAAAAAACAAAACAAAACACAAAAAACCCCAACAAACAAAUAAACUGAGACUAGAAGAGGCUGUUUCCGACAAUUGAGAAGGAAUCUGUAAUGCUUCAGGGGGUGGGGAUGGGGAAAACCAAUCCUUUUUACAUCUCUUACUUUCUCUUGUCAUGGAACGGUUUUGUGAGUGACAGUUUCCUAAGGGUCCGUCCAUCCACCCUCCAGUGGCAUCAUUGUCUCAUACAUAUCAUAUGCACAAGACUUUUAGUGAUGUCCUCACUAGAUGCCAAUGAUCUUUCCCCAGAAGACUUCCCAAGUACAGUAUGUAGUAGUUUUUGAUUACAAAUGCUGAUGUGUACCUUUAUUUUUCGGUUGUCAUUGUUGGGAGAUUUGUCCUUUUACCUUCUUUUGUUCACACCAGAUUGGGAGUUUGGGGUUGGAAAUUUUUGGUUGGUUGGGGUUUUCUAAUGAAAAAUGACAUCUCCAAGCAUCAUAUCAUUCAAGAACUUAAACCCCUUCCCCGGGGAAGGAAAUUUGCAGCUUAUUGACAAUAUGCCAGGAGAAUUGGGUUUUUUUAUAUGCACAUUUCCUCCCAUUUGCUUGUUUGUUAUUUUGCAAUUUGUCACAGCCCGACCGACGUUUCUGAUGUUGGGUUUCCAGUUGUUUGCCAAGAUAAAAUGAUCACCCACUCGAUUCAGGGUUGCUGGUGCAGGGCUGAGCAGCAUCGUAGGGUUUGGGGAGGGAGCUGCAGGGGAGAGGGAAAGACAGGGGAGGAUGGAUGGGUUGUGGGAGGGAAUGAUAACUCCACAGCUGGCUGUCAGAGCCCUUUGGAAAUGCAAUGCCUGACUGCUUAGAAAGGUGUCAUUGGUGUAUGGACCACAGAAAGGCAGGGUAAGCCCCGACCUCUAAGAGGAGCUCACAGCAUGUGGUUUCAUGGAAUGGGAAUUGUAUUAGCUGCCAAGUUGUGGAUGGUUCACUGCAGUGAUCACACUCUCUGGUGCUCUGUGCCGUCUGGGGAGCCCAGUCCCUUCGUUAGAUGAUGCGCUGGGGGCUCUGAAACAGCUUCAGACUCAGCCAGUCGCCUUGAGGAGAGCCUGGGAUGGCAAAGGCAAGACUUCUGAUGCAGGAGCCCAGGUCUCCAGAGGCAGAAUGCUGUGGUUGAAGCUGAAUGAUCAGUCAGUGGCUUUAUAAAUAACUGAAAUAAAUACUAUAGUUACCGAC